AAAGAGUACAGAUUUUUUUUUUAAGCCUCCAAAUCCACCUUCUUGCUCCACUUUACCAAGGACAAGGGCAGCAUAAUAAGCUGAGAAGGGAAACAAAGAUAUUUCUAGAUUCCGGCUGCUAUGGGGAAAUUACAAAUGAGGUCUGACGCUAUGUUUGUUUCUUUUUCAUUAUGAAAAAUACCUUGCCUGACAUGGGCACCCUGCCACCGUUGGGAGAACCGUGAGAAUCCAGUUUGUUCCAAAAACACUGCCACUGAGAGGUCUCCAAUCUUCUCUGUGAAGUCCUCCUUGGAACUCCCCAGUUAAAGUGCUCCCACAGCGCCCUCCAUCCAGCAGUCUCCUAGCAGCCAUUGCACUCUUUAUAACUGCCUGUUUAGAUGCCUGUCUCCUCUCCAGUCAAGGCUCCUCUAAGGAGCACCAGCAGCUCCUGAUGGGAGAUGACAAAGGAGGAGCUGGUGCUGCCCUCUGCUGCUCAGUGACGAUGAGGAAACAAAAGUCCAGAGAGGACACAGCAUAUGUAAAGACUUGUAAGUGAGAAAUAGCAUAGUAUAUGCAAUCUACUUAUGAGCAAUCUCUGGUGCUGAAGCAAAGGUGACAUACAAAUGGCUGAGCUAUACACUAGGAGUUCAUGUUAAUCAGGCCAAACAGAUGCUGUAUGAUUAUGUUGAAAGGAAGCGAAAGGAAAAUUCAGGAGCCCAACUGCAUGUCACUUAUUUAGUGUCUGGCAGUCUCAUUCAGAAUGGACAAUCCUGCCACAAGGUUGCAGUAGUGAGAGAAGAUAAAUUGGAAGCAGUGAAGUCCAAGCUAGCUGUGACUGCCAGUGUACAUGUGUACAGCAUCCAGAAAGCCAUGCUAAAGGACAGUGGGCCUCUGUUCAAUACCGACUAUGACAUCCUUAAAAGCAACUUGCAGAACUGCAGCAAGUUUAGUGCCAUCCAGUGUGCAGCUGCUGUCCCUAGAGCUCCUGCUGAAUCCUCAUCUUCUGAAAAGUUUGAGCAGUCACAUCUUCCGGUAUCACCUGAGACACAAGCCAGUAAUAAGUUGACCACCAAUGGUCAUGGCCCACCUAUCCCCAAACAGAGUUCCCAGCAGCCCAAAGGAAUCAUGGGCAUGUUUGCUUCUAAAGCUGCUUCUAAAACCCAAGAUGCCAACAAGGAAACCAAAACAGAGGCUAAAGAAGUAACGAAUGCAUCUUCGGUAGGCAACAAGGCACCAGGGAAAGGGAAUGCGAUAAGCAAUUUUUUUGGAAAAGCUGCUAUGAAUAAAAUUAAAGUCAAUUUGGAUUCAGAACAAGCAGUGAAAGAAGAAAAAAAAGUGGAGCAACCUCCACUGUCUGUCACUGAACCAAAGCUGGCAGCCCCUGUGGGCCUGAAGAAAUCUAGCAAAAAAGCAGAGCCUGUUAAGAUGCAGCAGAAGGAAAAAAAAAGGAGGAAGCAAGUGGAGUUAUCUGAUGAUGAGACAAAAGAAACUGAAAACAUGAAGAAAAAGAGGAGAAGAAUCAAACUUCCUGAGUCUGAUAGCAGUGAAGAUGAAGUUCUGAAGGCUAAGAAGUCCAAAAUCAAGGUGCCUGCUGAUUCAGUUCCUGUCAUACCAGACUCUCCUGGGGCUUAUGAAGCUGAGUCACCAUCCCCACCUCCUCCUGCUUCUCCAUCUCCUGAACCAGUGCCUAAGACUGAGCCAGAGCCUCCUUCUGUCAAGGGCUCAAGUGGAGAAAACAAAAGAAAACGAAAACGUGUGCUAAAAUCUAAAGCCUUUGUGGACGAGGAGGGCUGCAUAGUAACUGAAAAGGUCUACGAGAGUGAAUCCUGCACAGAUAGUGAAGAAGAGCUUAAGAUGAAGACUUCCUCUGUACAUAGGCCUCCCGCCAUGACUCUGAAAAAGGAACCCAAAGAGGAACGAAAGGGCCCAAAGAAAGGAACUGCUGCUCUGGGCAAAGCCAAUAGACAAGUGUCCAUUACUGGCUUCUUCCAGAGGAAGUGAACUGCCAUCUCUGUUAGGUCAGAGAUGUGGAGUGGUCAAGGGACAAGACCAAGACAUACAGACUCUCACUUACUGUGUAAGUUCAUCCAGUGCCUCACCUCCUCUUUAUCAAAAGACUGUUCUUCCAUCCUGUAAGGUUUAUACAGCUUCUGGUUUUCAACAAAAAGGAAAUCACCUGGAAGCAAGAGGCAAAAGAAUAUUUCAAAAGCUGUUAUCUUCUAAUGACAUUUUUUAAGCACAAUUUUGACCUGUCCAGGAGAAGAGUUCAUUCCAAAAAUAAAUUGGAACAGGUUUCAGAAUUAUCACUGAAGCCAUCAGUGGCAAAUCCACUGUGCCCUACCUGCCCUGUGCCCUUAUCCAUCCAUUUAUGGCUCAGGAAGUGAUCCUUCUUGUUCUUUUGUAUUUUGUGGACUUGUGUGGGUAUUCUUUCAUGCCUGAAUUUUACUGGAUGUGUUUACCACUUCCCCAUCCUCCCUUCCCCACUACCACACUUCUGUGUGAAGCAUUUUCUGUAAGUCUUUUAAAUCUUGGUUGGACUAAAGGCUGAAACA
This is a messenger RNA of Physeter macrocephalus (sperm whale), 2531 nucleotides long. RefSeq names its product DNA polymerase delta 3, accessory subunit (gene POLD3). Bases 649 to 1980 code for a protein of 443 amino acids. Lineage: Eukaryota; Metazoa; Chordata; Mammalia; Artiodactyla; Physeteridae. The record is from RefSeq and is a predicted model, not a curated record. Gene Ontology annotation, cellular component: delta DNA polymerase complex; nucleus. The transcript is spliced from 16 exons. Gene Ontology annotation, molecular function: DNA-directed DNA polymerase activity. Gene Ontology annotation, biological process: DNA strand elongation involved in DNA replication; nucleotide-excision repair, DNA gap filling; DNA synthesis involved in UV-damage excision repair.